GUUCUCAUCUGUCAAAACAGAUUUUGUUUUUGUUUUUUUUUUUUUAAUUAAAAAAUAGAAUUAACAGCUCCGUCGCUGAGACUUUGCCGAGAGAGAGAGAGAGAGAGAGAGAGAGAGAGAGAGAGAGAGAGAGAGAGAGAGAGAUGGAGGCGAAGACGGCGGCGGCGGAGCCGCUAUACAACGAUAGGGACAGGGAGAGAGGCGGCGGAGGGAAGUUCAAGAAGCCGGCGUCAAGGAAGCCACCUGCAAGUCCUUACGCCCGACCACUAGCUGUGCCGGCGAGACGCGGCGGAUGGUUAGCGAAACUCGUUGAUCCAGCCUACCGACUAAUCUCCGGCGGCGCCGCUAGGAUCAUCCCCUCAUUCUUAACCAGGGACAGCUCCAUUGCUCCCCCUCUUCUUCCUGUCGCCGAAAGCAACGAUACAGAAGAUGAGGAGGUGAUACUGAGUGCAAAGGAUGAAGAGAAGUGCACUUCAAGUUCUGUAAUAUUCAAAUCUACUGAAAGGAAGGAUCCUAAUGAACUAUUAGAUAAAGAGAAGAGAAUGUCUCAAGAUGAAAAGCUGGGGCAGGAGAUACAAGACAACUCACAUGAUGAUUCUGAGAUUUCCAGAAUUGAGCAGCUGAUGAAAGGGAAAACAUUUUCUAGGGAGGAAAUAACUCGUUUGACUGAGAUUUUGAAAUCGAAAGUUACCAUUGAGCAAGAAAAGGAGAAACCAAGCAUGACAGUGGAAAGAGACACUGAAGAGGCUCUUCUUUUGCAUGACACGCCAAGAAGAUUAACAGAAAGAAGACAGGAAGAUGUGAACAGAGCUCUACUUGGACCUUUGACACCCCUGCCCCAAAGAAAUGUGAGUCAAUUGCUUCCGUUAACUGUUCUCUCUUGGUUCUGCUUGUUAUUAAACUGGUCCUCAUUGCUAUGCAGGGAGGAAAUAACUCGUUUGACUGAGAUUUUGAAAUCGAAAGUUACCAUUGAGCAAGAAAAGGAGAAACCAAGCAUGACAGUGGAAAGAGACACUGAAGAGGCUCUUCUUUUGCAUGACACGCCAAGAAGAUUAACAGAAAGAAGACAGGAAGAUGUGAACAGAGCUCUACUUGGACCUUUGACACCCCUGCCCCAAAGAAAUGUGCAAGAUGAAGUUGGUGCUUCACCCAUAGAUGUUGCAAGAGCUUAUAUGGGAAGCAGAAUGCCAGAUCAAAGCCCUGGGCCUCAUUUUAUAACCAAGGAGAAACGAGAUCCAGAAAAUUCAUAUAAAUCAUAUCUUGCAUUGCCUUCAUCAAAACCAGAACCUUGUUGGCCUGGUAGCAUGGUGCGGGAGCAGCAGGGCUACAGUACACCCCAGAAUCAGAGAAGCAGAUUUGGGCUCCAUGAUUUUCCCAGGACUCCAUAUUCUAGAACUUUAUUAUCGAAGUCUAGAACCAAGCCACAAGGUGAUAGCAGGUGCCUUGACCUUUCUGCAAAGACUUUUCAACAGUCUCAAAUGUCUACGUAUGGGCAGGUGAGGACAAAGAAUGAUGUGUUUGAAAGCAGUUAUGGAUCAGUUGGACCUAUACGGAGAAUGCGUAAUAAACUAGGAUCAGAAACCCAACCCCGAAAAUCCAUUUUCCUGAAUCCUUCCAAAGGUGCCUCACCAAUUGAAAAACCAUUUGCUCCUAAAAUGUUCUUGCCUGCUGUCGGAACGAAUAAGGGAAUUGACGAAACCAUUGGGACUUCAAAGUCAAACAUAGUAGACCAUGCUGUUCCAACUGAGACAACUAGAAUAAUGCUAGAGCACUUUAACAGGCACAAGCCCACACCGAGAGAGAAGGCAGAUGAACUGAAGCUGGCUACUGAUUGGAAGAAACCUUCCUGGGCUGACGUCUCUGAUGCAAGACCAAAUGGGAGUGUCAACCUUCCAGUUUUCAGAGAAUCUCAAGUCCUAAAGACAACGGAGUUGGGAACCACAACAUCUUUUAAGGAUGGAGAUAACGGGAAAGGCAUUGUUCAGAUGAAUUCUGGGGAUAAUAGUUUAGGGGUAGAUAAAGCUACCACUGGUGUGAAUACUAGAGCUCCUGUUUUGAAGACUGAUGCCAAUGCCGGGCCUUCGUUGUUCACCCAGAAUAGUGAUUCACAAUUCAAGGGUUUCCUUAGUGAUUCCAGUAUCCCGAGUUCUCAUAAGGGCUCGAUAGGCACUAAUAUCGGACCAAGAGGGACAGUACCAAACUGGUCUUUUCAACAACAGAGUAAUGGGCAGAAUGCCUCCACAUUAUCCAACCCGUUAAGCUCUAAGCCAGCAAAAGAAUUGCCAGCACAUACCUCUGGAACAAAACCAACCUUGCCAGCUAUUGCCAUCAGUAAACCUGAUCUUGGACGCGGGAUUUUCUCUGAUAAUGGCCUUGGAUUCACUUUCCCAGUUCCUGUAUCAUCUGGCACACUCUCUGAACCACCAACACCCUCAAUGCCAUCUUCCGCCACAAAGGUUGCCUCAAACCCAGAAGAGCCAUCUGCUGUUCCUUCUUACAGUUUUGGCAUGAAAAAAUCUUCACCGCCCCUUGUCUUCUCUUUCCCGUCUACAAGCAGUACACCUCUCAUUACUGAUCCUUCAAAUAUUAAGUUCAACUUUGGGACAGAUGAGAAGCCAAGGUUAUCAUUCAGCGCCGCAGGAAAGCCCGCCUUGGGUGAAGCUCAUCUUGUGACCUUAGUUGGUAAAGCAGCUUAGGUUGUCCAUGGUUAAUUGAUUCAAACCAAGAAGAUUAAUAAACAGCUCUCAUGAGAAGUCGAACUUAGAAUCUUGUAGUUACCAAGCUAAAUUGUCUGACUAACUUGGUUGAUGUUGCUCUGACUUUUAUCCGCUCUUGGUACUUGGCAAGAGUGAACAUUAUCAACUCUGCUUAGAGAAUAUGAUGCCUUUAGAAUAAUAGUCUCAAUAAUCCAAUAAUGCUUUUCUCA
Messenger RNA from Ipomoea triloba (trilobed morning glory), 2926 nucleotides. RefSeq lists its product as uncharacterized. Gene Ontology annotation, cellular component: nuclear envelope. Bases 144 to 2696 code for a protein of 850 amino acids. The record is from RefSeq and is a predicted model, not a curated record. Lineage: Eukaryota; Viridiplantae; Streptophyta; Magnoliopsida; Solanales; Convolvulaceae. Gene Ontology annotation, biological process: nuclear membrane organization. The transcript has 10 exons.